Molecule: messenger RNA, 1245 nt
Organism: Mucor velutinosus
Lineage: Eukaryota; Fungi; Mucoromycota; Mucoromycetes; Mucorales; Mucoraceae
Exons: 3
Coding region: 1-1245 (414 amino acids)
Biological process (GO): ribosomal large subunit biogenesis; ribosomal small subunit biogenesis
Cellular component (GO): nucleolus
Molecular function (GO): RNA binding; DNA binding
Source: RefSeq, a predicted model, not a curated record
AUGGUACAAAAUCACAUUAUCGAUUCAUUGUCUGAUCGUCUUAUGCACGAUGUCCAGAUCUUUGACGAUUUAUUGAAGCUUAUACCCGCCAAGUUCUAUGUGAUGGAUAAGAGCGAAGAAGCCAACGGCAAAUUCCAGCAUAAUAAGCGUAAGAAGGCACCCAAGCAAGCUAUCAAAGAGGCCACCAAGAAGGCCAAAAAGGCAAAGCUGGAUCCUAGCAAUGCCAAAUCGAUAGCAGAAGUGCAACAAGAAAAAGCAAAGCAGCUUGCUGAGCAAGAAGAGAAUGAAUCUGAAGUCGAAUCUGCUGAUGAGGACGACGACAAUGAGAGCGAGGACGGCGAUGAUGAUGAAGCACCAGAGGAAAAGAUGGACAUUGAUUCAGGUGCAUUCAGUGGACUCGAUGACAAUGAAUCAAUCACGACUGAAUCCACCACCUCCCAAGAACCUGUAAACGUUCAACCUAUGGAAAAGAGCGAUAUUACCCAGCUUCGCAAUCGCCUCAAUGAGCGUAUCAACCAACUGCGUCAAAAGCGUAAUGCGCCUGGCGCCAAUACUGCUAAUCCUAGAAGCCGUGAAGACAUUCUGGCAGCCAGAAACAAAAAGAAGGAGGACAGAAAGAAGGCAAUAAAGGCACAAAAGGAGAAGGGCGGUAAAGCUGCAUCCGAGGAGCUUGUCAAAUUCGAUGAUAGAAAGACUCCUGCUGACAAAACCCGUCCCUCUGCUGAUUCUAUCAAGAUGGAUGGCGAUGUGUUCUUUGGUAAGCUCGCUGUUGGUGCAAAAGAUCAAAAGAAGAAAAAGGGACCUUCCGAUGCCAAAACACAACUCAAGAUGUUAGAAGCAAAGAAGGAGAAGCUUGAAAAGUUAAAGGAGGAGAACAAAUCCAAGGCAGAUGAGUUGAUUGAAAAGGACGAAUGGAACAAGGUGAUCGCCUUGGCUACCGGUGAGAAGCCCAAGGACGACGCUAAAUUAUUAAAGAAGACCAUCAAGAGACAAGAGAAGCUUAAGACAAAGAGCGGUCAAGAGUGGAAUAAGCGUAUCGAAAAGGUCAAAUACGAUGAAAAGAAGCACAUCAAGAAGAGAGAGGAGAACAUCAAAGCAAAGAUUGAGGAAAAGAAGAACAAAAAGAGAGGCAUCAAGAUGAAGCCUGCUGCCAAGAAGGCUCGUCCUGGUUUUGAAGGUGGUAAACGCAGUAAAGGUGGCAAGGUGACAAAACCUAGUCCUCCCAACAACAAGGGCAAGAAAUAA